CUUGUAAACCAUCCAUCGACCAAUUCACAACUCUCCCUACUUAAAAUAAUCGAUUUCAACGCGUCUUCAACACUGUACACUUCAUUCAUUCAUUCUACAUCAAAUAAUCUAGUUAAGUUAUUCUCCGUUAAUUUUGGGGUCUAACAUUUUUCUGCUCAUGUUUUUUAUUGGAUCGAAGAAGACCUAUAGUUUUUGUGUUGGGAUUUAUUUCUCAAAAAAUGAUUGUAUCUGCUCUUUUGACAUCUGUUGGAAUUAACACUGCUCUAUGUGUUUUGUUCUUCACAUUUUACUCCAUAUUGAGGAAACAACCUAGCAACUAUAAAGUUUAUAUUCCACGAUUGCUAGCUCAAGGAGCUUCGCUAACAACACCUUUCAAUUUGAAAAAACUUAUACCUUCCCCAGAUUGGAUUGCAAAAGCUUGGAGCCUUUCUGAGGAGGAUCUUUUUUCAUUGUCAGGAUUAGAUGCUCUUGUCUUUAUGCGUCUCAUAACCUUUAGUUUGAAAAUAUUUACUUUUGCUGGUGUUAUUGGGAUCUUUGUGCUUCUUCCAGUGAACUGCUGGGGAAAUCACCUAGAAGAGGUUGACAUUGUUGACUUUGCUGCUAACUCUUUAGAUGUGUUCACCAUAUCAAAUGUAAACAGUGGCUCUAACUGGUUGUGGGUCCAUUUCAUUGCUGUAUAUUUUGUAUCUGGAUUCACAUGCUUACAACUUCAUCAUGAAUAUAAAUACAUAGCGUCCAAAAGAAUAUCUUAUUUUUAUUCAUCCAAGCCUCAGCCACACCAGUUCACCAUUUUAGUUCACAGUAUUCCUUCUUCCUCAAGUUGCAGUAUCAGUGACAGUGUGGAGAGCUUCUUUAGAGAGUUAUACCCAUCAACAUAUCUAUCACAUGUGGUUAUUCGCCGUACAAAUAAAAUUCAAACUCUCCUGAGUAAGGCAAAGAAUUUGUAUAAAAGGAUUGGUCAAUUACGUUCAGAUCCUACUCGAAAGUACAAGAAUGUUGAUCUUUGUGGACUUUUUGGAUCUAAAGAUGAUCGUAUAGAUCAUUAUGGAAAGAAGUUGGAGGACAUCGAGCAGAAUGUGAGAUUGAAGCAAUCAGAGGCUUCAUUGAUAGGAGAAGAGGCUCGAGCGGCUUUUGUGUUCUUCAAGUCCCGUUAUGGCGCUGCAAGUGCUUUCCAUUUGCAACCAUCAAGCAAUCCAACACAGUGGAUUACUGAGCCAGCUCCACAACCUCAUGACGUUUACUGGCCUUUCUUUUCUGAAUCGUUCAUGCGACAAUGGAUUUCUAAGUUGGUGGUUAUAGUUGUGUAUAUUCUUUUCACAAUUUUGUUCCUUAUACCGGUUUUAAUCGUACAAGGGCUUACCAAUCUGGAACAAUUGGAAAUUUUGUUUCCCUUCUUGACAAGUAUUCUAUCUGUAAAAUUUGUUACUCAAAUAAUUACAGGAUAUCUUCCCAGUCUUAUUCUUCAGUUGUCUCUGAAGAUGGCACCUCCUGUUAUGUGGUUUCUUUCCACCAUUCAAGGAUACAUCUCACACAGUGAUAUAGAAAUGAGUGCAUCUAAAAAAGUACUGUGGUUCACAAUAUGGAAUGUUUUUUUUGCAACUGUGUUUUCUGGGUCAGUUUUUUAUCAGCUGUAUGUCAUCCUUGAUCUGAGGGAAAUUACUUGGAAACUGGCAGUUUCAGUUCCAGCGCAGGCAUCAUUUUUCAUCACUUAUGUUGCCACAACAGGAUGGACAAGCGUGUCAUCAGAACUAUUUCAGAUAAUUCCUUUCAUUUGCAGUUUGAUAAAAAGGCCCUUCACCAGACCAGAAGAGGAAUUUGAAGCUCCGUCUCUUGCUUACCACAGAGAUGUUCCAAGGAUCCUUUUCUUUGGACUUCUUGGUAUUACAUAUUUCUUCUUAGCUCCGCUAAUUUUACCAUUCCUCUUGGUCUAUCUCUGUCUUGCAUACAUUAUUUAUCGAAACCAGUUCAUAAAUGUAUAUGCACCAAAGUAUGAAACUGCAGGGAGAUUCUGGCCUAUAGUCCACGAUUCAAUGAUAUUUUCUCUAGUACUUAUGCAAAUGAUCGCAGCAGGAAGUUUUGCAUUAAAAAAAAUUUCUCCAGCUUCAACUUGGAUGUUUCCUCUACCAGUGCUCACUCUUCUCUUUAAUUAUUACUGCCGAAAACGAUUCUUGCCAAUAUUUACUGCAUACUCCGGAGAGAGUUUAAUAAAGAAGGAUAUGGAAGACCAAAAGGAUAAUGCUUCAAUGGCUGAAUUUUACAACAAAUUGCUAACUGCAUAUAAAGACCCUGCUUUGUUUCCAAUUCAACACGCAUCGAGGGAUGAUAGUCUUGCUAGUCCCCUUUUAUCUUAAGCUCAAUAUCAAGUGAUCACAAUAUUCUACCGUAUAAAUCCUAUCCUGUUGGCUGUUUCAUACUAUCGUGUAUGUGAUUUCAGAUUCCUUCCUUUUUGAAGAAACAAUGUAGUACAGAAGCCAGAAGGUGUGCCAUCAUGUGCAGAAGCCGUAUACGUUCCAAUUGCUUUACUCUUAAAUCAACCAAGUGUAUGUUUGGAUUAGUAGUGAGUUUUGCAAAAUCACGUGCCACUCUGUCUUUGGUAAAAGUUACACUUUUGAGUUUCAACAAAAUUACGAUGCCAACGUGAUUUGUCAAACUCAUCCCAAUUCGAAACAUGCACCAAGUCAUUUGUGUAUAUAUUUUUAGUGUGAUAAGUCAAAGUAUAUUAUCCAUAGAGAUUAGAGUGCAUAGUUACCACGUUUAGAAUAUGCAACAACUAAGUCAUUAGGAUUUAGACUAUAGUGGAGAAAGCUCUGCAUUGUUUGUAAUGGUAGAAACUAUACAUGGCAAACAAUUUUGGUAUAGGAUAGCAAAUACAACAAUGAUUUUAUUCUUUGUGAGAUGUUGUAACUAGAAUUCACAGUUCACUUUCACUACAAACGAUCGUGUUAUUGAAUUAAAUUAUAGUUAUAUACUUAUAUUAUGUGCA
Molecule: messenger RNA, 2983 nt
Organism: Cicer arietinum (chickpea)
Lineage: Eukaryota; Viridiplantae; Streptophyta; Magnoliopsida; Fabales; Fabaceae
Source: RefSeq, a predicted model, not a curated record